UCACAAUAAGAAUCAUCCAGUUGCCCUAAAUGUAUUUUCUAAUUGGUAAUUUACUGGAACAGAAUCAUAAUGUACGCUGCACAAAAACAAAAGCAAAGUUCAUGACGUAGAGGGGGUGUGGCUUAGGGACAAGUUCGGGCAAAGCACCCAAACAUAGCACGUGAGCUGCGUAUGAUAACAAGACGGAACGAUACAACGAGGAAAUAAAGGCAUUUAAACGUCGAUCGCUGCUGAUGUUAUGUCACAGAAGAAAGCGUAUGCAGUAAGGUUUAUUGAAUCAUGUCAUCAGUCAUGGAAGGAAAAGCAGAGGCAUUGGAUAACAUAAGCGAUGCAGAAUUGCUGGGAAUAGAUUUAGAAAAUGCCUACCCUGUUAUGAAAAUAGAGCACUGCGGACAGACUCCCAUCAAGAAUCAUGGAAAAGAAGGCUACUAUGUGGACAACACAUUACAUGAGAGUGAUCCAGUUGGGGACGUCAGAUCUCUGAAGAGAAAGCAUCAGGCAGAACAGCGCUUCAGCCCAAUGGACCGGUUCCGUCGGAGGCACCUGAGCGUGACGCUGUUGUGUGAGCAGUCUUGGUGUGAGAUGAAGGUGGUCUUUGGACUCUUGAGACCGCUGGUGAAACAAAAAGAAAUGAAGAAACCAGAGGUCAAAGUUGGAGCCACCAUACAUCUGACAAGACAGCUGGAAAUUCAUGAUGUUGUUCCGAUCCAAGUCCAGUCCAGAGAAGAUUUAGAAGCCAUCAAGCUUCUCAAUGUGAUGCACAUGAUGUCAUUAUUAAAUGAAGGACAGUGUGUGCGGGAGUUUCCAGUGUUCGGGGUUCUAGAAGGAGUGUUUCUCAUGGGUGUCAUUGAUGAACUGAGCUACAACAAGGGACGGGAACUUGUCCUUAGUGAGCUCAAAACCCGUAAAGAGAUGUCACUUCCUGGCAAGGCUCAAGUCAAAGGCCAUCAUCUCCAGGUGGGAUUGUAUAAACUUCUGUUUGAUGGGAUGGUCAAUGGGGCAGUGAAGAGAAAUGACAUAAUCAGACACCUCAAACUUCAGCCAAAGCAAGUUCUGGGAACUGGGGUCCUGAACCACGCAGGGUCCAUGGGCGUUGAGGAAGGUUCCUUUGGGAGCCUGGUUGAUGUGGUGCUCAAAAGUCUAACCUCAGCUAAAGUCAGUGGCAUUCAGCAUCUGAGUCUCGAGUACAUCCACCAGGACUCCGGCGUGACCAUAGACACAAUACAUGUGGAGUGUGAAGAGGCGGUGCUGAGGGGAGAGCUGCAGGAUUAUUUCGCAUACUGGACCGGUCAGAGGGGACCCAGGGGAGUGGAUAUAGAGGACGCUUGGAAGUGCAAGUUGUGUCCAUUUGAGAAGAGCUGCCAAGGGGGAAAGGACAAAACUGAAGCCUGUAUCAAUGUUGACCCAGGCAAGAAACCCAAAUAAGGUCCACAUAUGUUGGAUAUUAUGCUUUGUCAUCAGACGAAUUUUAAAUGGUAAAUGGACUGCAUUUAUAUAGCGCUUUUCUACUCAUAGAGCACUAAAAGCGCUUUACACAUUAAUGCCUCAGACAUCUAC
Clupea harengus (Atlantic herring) is the source of this 1557-nucleotide messenger RNA. It is a transcript of the gene exo5, whose product is annotated as exonuclease 5. Gene Ontology annotation, biological process: interstrand cross-link repair. The record is from RefSeq and is a predicted model, not a curated record. Gene Ontology annotation, molecular function: single-stranded DNA 5'-3' DNA exonuclease activity. NCBI's taxonomy places the organism in Eukaryota, Metazoa, Chordata, Actinopteri, Clupeiformes, Clupeidae. Gene Ontology annotation, cellular component: nucleus.